ACGUUGUCAUUACUAAACAGAAUGCAAAAAGAUUUGAGGGACGUGAUCAGGAGACCCUAAAGAAUUGAAAUUUAUGUCUGUCAACGGUCAAGAAAAUAGGGGAUCAGACUCGCCUACAAGGGAUAAUCUAUGUAUGGCGCAGUCCAUUCGUUCAGUAUGCUCGACAGCGAAAUCAUUCGCAGCUCGUGUAAGUAUGUGAUUAAAUUGUUAGGUAUCAAAAAUACAAGAAACAGAAGACAAAGUUGAAGAGAAGACCAGAGUCAUGACUUCUGACAUCACUUUCAUAUUGUCCUCAGAAAUGCCAAUUCGUAGUUUCUACCAAUGCCUGUGAUUGGUCAUUCCAUUAUGGCGUCCUCCUAUUUAGACCAAUCAGAUUCAUCGUUGAAGGGUGCAUUGCGCAGAGUGUGAUGGAGUGCAACAGUCCUCUUCGAAGCUUCGUCCGUUUAACACGUGUCCGCAACAGGUAUCGGCCGAUAGCGGAAUAUACCGAAGAAUGCCGAAGCGGUGCCGAUCGGUCUUCGUCGGGAAGGAAGGUCUCGCCAUUUCUUUCGCGAACGUCGAAGUGACUAGACGUGUUGAAAGCAUCUUUCCGCAUAAGUACUUGUGCGGAAUUUUUAAUUAUUUGAAAAAAUUCACACAUGAACGUACUUAUGCGUUUGUUGAAAUAACAAUGAAAAAAAUAUAUACAAUAUGUAUUAUAUAUAUAAAGUAGUAUUCAUUCGAAAGAAUCGCGUAAAUUAUCGAAGAUGCACUCUCCGAUAUAUCAUUUUUUUCUUUAACUUACUUUUCACGAAAUUUAAAAGGACAAAUUCUUACGUUUAUCGUACGAUAUACCGUAAGUCCUUGGCGCGAAAAGUACGAAGGGUGCAAGUACCUGUCUGAUAGUGUCUAAUUUGAUUUUCACUGCUAUACGUAUGACCAUAUUUUAUUACAGAUAGGUCCCUUAGAUUUGGUUGCUUUGUAAAAUUAUUUAAAAGAUCCUUAAAUAAUUGUUUCGUUUUCUUUGCAAAUUAAAUUAUCUUUUUCUUUCAAUUUUAUUUCCUUCUAUCUGCAGUCUGUUGUAUAACGUAUUUCGUGCAAUUCUUGUGAUAUAAAUGAAACUCUUAAUUCAGCGAAACGUAGAAAACGUCGAAGGAAAGCCACGUAAGCGCACGAGAGGAGGAAAUAAAGAACGAGUAGAAUGCAAGAACGAAAGAACUCACGGCACGAUCCACGAGACGUGACUACACCGAUGUAUAUAUCUACAUGCAUACAAUAUUACGAAUGACGUAUGCGUUAUUCGUCGACAAACAAACUGACCAAACGAUUAACCGAUCGAAGGAUGGUCGAGCGAACAGCGAAACGAGCGUGGAAAAACAGUUACGAUCGAUCGUUAUAGAUCAACACGAGCAUGUACGUAACGAGAUCACGGUAAUGUGUUCGUGUCAAUCGAUUUUGAUCAACAACGUUUUAACACACAGUGCGUUGUUACACAAAAAUAUCGAGAUAAGAAGAGAGAGGAAAAACGGAAAAAGAAGAAGAAGAAGAAGAAAAAGAGAGGAUACGUGACAUUCAAAGGAUCGAUACCUUGAUCUUAAAAAAGAGGAAAAAACUGAUACGAUUCGUAAUCACUUUCAGAAACGAUAGGGUGACUUGACUCACAUUUGUAUAUGGGAAGUAAAUUGAGGACAGUCGAGCAGAUUCCUUUCUUUUUUCUUUUUUUUUCUUAUUGUUAGACCGCGACGACACGAUUUUCAAAUUGCUGCUGACUAUUUAUUCGAUUUUUAUUCAGAAAAAUGUCACAUCUAGAAACGAACAAAUGGACUCCAAAACUGAUAAUAGUCUUUCAACUGACUAUCUGGAGUAUCGUUGGGAUUAUACUUCUUCAAAAAGGUGCCAUCUCUCUUCGUGAAAAAAUGAAGCCGCGAAAUGAUACUGCUGACGUACAGGAUAAGCUCGCAAGAUGGAACGGAAAAGAAUCUAUUAGAGAACCAACGAAUGUUACAGACAGUAGUCGACGUCAUAUAAUAAAAGUCUAUCAAACCGGCACUCGGCGAUGGACAAACGUCGCUACUGAUAACGUUGAUGAUGUUACGUCGAACGAAUGGUUAUCGCGCAAAUUGCACCCCUCUCAUCGAACACGUAAUAUUAACCGAGAAAGUUUUAAGAAAACGUUAACAAUCGGAGAACGGACAACAAUAACAACGACAGUUGGUCAUGAAUACGACACUAGAGGCGCACGUGCUAUCGAAACCGUGGCAGUUCACGUAAAUAAUAAAAAUAAAAUUAAGAAUAUAAAUCAUGAAGAGAAUGUUAUCGUUUCGCUUGCGUCUAAUGAACGUUCUUAUGAUACGGAAAACACUGUGAUAAAUAAUAUCACGCCGAACAUAUUGUUUGAAUUUGAAAACGCCGGCUCCGCUAAUCUCGCUAGACCAGACAGGAGAAAAUCCUUCGAGCACGAUGUCAAUGAUAUAACAACCUACGAAACCACGGGAGAUGGUAAAAGUGAAACGAAGCCGCGCCGUUCCCCCGUGAAUCGAAUCGGAGCAGCUAUAGCUAUUAUUAUGCUUGUGAUUGGAAUCAUUAUGCUGCUUCUAGGUCCAUUUAUAGUCAUUCUUCGUGCACUUAAUAAUCGAAGGCGAACUAGAGAAACGCUUGAUAAAAAAAGGAAUCCCAACGAUCGGCCUCCUACUUACGAAGAAGCAACCCUAAUGGAUCAAGCACCGAGAUAUUCGACGCUCCAGCUAGACACGAUUCUCGAAUCUUCUUUUUCACUCUAGUCCCUUUCCUCUUCUCUUCUCUUCUUCCAUCCUUCUCUCUUUCCUUAAUACUUUUUAUCUUUUUUUUUCUUUUUCUUUUUCUUUUUUAUCA
This is a messenger RNA of Osmia lignaria (orchard mason bee), 2850 nucleotides long. NCBI's taxonomy places the organism in Eukaryota, Metazoa, Arthropoda, Insecta, Hymenoptera, Megachilidae. The record is from RefSeq and is a predicted model, not a curated record.